Didymodactylos carnosus is the source of this 549-nucleotide messenger RNA. NCBI's taxonomy places the organism in Eukaryota, Metazoa, Rotifera, Eurotatoria, Philodinida, Philodinidae. The record is from the annotation of a GenBank genome assembly.
AUGAUUCCCAACUUAUUAUCAUCACCGCCACAAUUAAAUGUUACUACACGCUCUAUGACAAAAGCAACAGCCUCGACAUAUCCUACACCGCCUGUUGCUAUUCCCCAUCCCACGUCGUCUCUUCCACCAGAUUUCAGUAUCGAUCGAAUUAAACGAACUGAACAUAGCAACCCUACACUAUAUGAAACCAUCCAACAAAUACUCGCCGAUCCUUCGUCUCAUCCUACAUUAAUCGUUAAGGACAAAAUUUUAUACAAAAUUCUGCCAACUCGUCGAAAUACAAAUCACAAGCUUUUAUAUGUACCACCUGUAUUAGUAACCGAGAUAUUAGAAGCUUAUCAUGAUCAUCCGACAGCUGGUCAUUUGGGUACCAAACGCACAUAUCAGAAAUUAAAAACUCGCUACUUCUGGCCUAAAACGAAAUCAUCCAUCGAUAAUCAUAUCGCCUCUUGUACAAAAUGUGCAAAAUUUAAUAUUCGUCGCACAAAAACUCCAGGAAAACUUUUACUGAUCGAGCCACCCAAGGCGUUAUGGAGAUACGCGGUAUGA